Triticum aestivum (bread wheat) is the source of this 3706-nucleotide messenger RNA. Its product is annotated as DNA damage-binding protein 1. Bases 137 to 3391 code for a protein of 1084 amino acids. The record is from RefSeq and is a predicted model, not a curated record. Gene Ontology annotation, molecular function: nucleic acid binding; protein binding. Gene Ontology annotation, cellular component: nucleus. The transcript has 19 exons. Lineage: Eukaryota; Viridiplantae; Streptophyta; Magnoliopsida; Poales; Poaceae.
UCCCGGCCGAGUCCCCUAACUCCCACCACCUCCUCCACACCGCUCUCUCUGGUCUCGCUCUCCUCGCUCCUCGCUCUUCUCCGGCGCGGCCGCGCGAGGCGUCCGCCGCGGCUGCUUCUGCUGCCAGCGGGGGACGAUGAGGGCAUGGAACUGCGUGGUGACGGCGCACAAGCCCACUGCCGUCUCCCACUCCUGCGUCGGCAACUUCACCGCGCCCCACCAACUCAACCUCAUCGUCGCGAAAUGUAACCAUAUCGAGAUUUAUAUGUUUACUCCUCAGGGCCUUCAGCUUAUGCUCGACGUACCUUUGUAUGGAACAAUUGCAACACUUGAGCUCUACCGUUCUAGUAGUGAAACUCAAGAUUUUCUUUUCAUUGGUAUGGAAAGAUAUAGAUAUUGUGUUCUUCAGUGGGAUGGAAGAAAGUCAGAACUUCUUACAAGAUCUGAGGGAGAUGCUUCUGAAUUUUUGGGGCGCCCUACUGACAAUGGACAGAUUGGAAUUAUUGAUCGUCACUAUCGACUGAUUGCUCUUCACCUAUAUGAUGGCUUAUUUAAGGUUAUACCAUUUGACAACAAAGGACACCUGAAGGAAGCAUUGAACAUCAGGCUUGAAGAACUUGUAGUGUUGGACAUCAAGUUUCUUUAUCGUUGUGAAAACCCUACAGUAGUGGUUCUUUACCAGGACAACAAGGAUGCCAGACAUGUUAAGACGUACGAAAUUGAGUUGGAGGACAAAAAGUUUGUUGAAGGUUCUUGGUCUCAGAACAAUUUAGACCACAGUGCUCGUCUGUUAAUACCUGUACCACUGGGUGGUGUCAUAAUAGUUGGUGAGGACACAAUAGUUUACUGCAGUUCCGAAACUACUAAAUCUCUAUCUAUAAAGCAAUCUAUCAUUAGAGCUGUUGGGCGGGUUGACCAGUGCGGUUCUCGCUAUUUAUAUGGAGACAACACUGGUGCUCUGCAUUUGCUUACAAUUACCCAUGAAUCGGGAAGAGUGACUGGUUUAAAAAGUCACUUCAUUGGGGAGACGUCAAUUGCCUCAACAAUAUCAUAUGUUGGCAGUGGUUUCUUUUAUGUUGGUUCACAAUUUGGGGACUCACAGCUUCUAAAAUUGAAUACUCAAGCUGAUGCUAGAGGUUCAUUUGUUGAAAUUCUCGAACAAUAUAUAAACAUUGGACCAAUUGUAGACUUGUGUGUGGUUGAUUUUGAAAGGCAAGGGCAAGGUCAGGUGAUUACUUGUUCGGGUGCACACAAGGAUGGUUCAAUUCGGACAAUUCGUAAUGAAAUAGUAAUUACUGACCAGGCUUCAUUACAACUCCAUGGCAUGAAAGGACUAUGGUCUUUAAAAUGUUCAUCGAAUGAUCCAUAUGACACAUUCUUGGUUGUGACAUUUAUAAACGAGACACGCUUCUUGGCAAUCAAUAAGGAAAACAAAUUGGUAGAAACACCUAUAGAAGGAUUUGAUUCAGAAACACAGACUCUGGUCUGCGGAAGUGCCAUCCACAAUCAGCUUAUACAGGUUACUGCACAGUCUGUCAGAUUAGUCAGCUCUACUUCUCGAGAUUUACUGGAUCAAUGGUUUGCACCAACAGGAUUUCCAGUCAAUGUUGCAGCAGCUAAUGCGUGCCAGGUUUUGUUGGCAACUGGUGGUUUCCAUCUCAUCUACCUAGAAAUUACCAACUCUAAGUUGGUGGAAGUGAAGCAUGUAGAGCUUGAGCAUGCAAUUUCUUGUCUUGACAUAAACCCAAUCGGUGAGAAUCUACAAUAUAGCUCCCUUGCAGCUGUUGGGAUGUGGACAGAUACAAGUGUGAGGAUAUUUUCACUCCCUGGCAUUGUACUAAUUAGGAAGGAGAAUUUGGGUGAAGAUGUUCCUCGUUCUGUUCUGCUGUGUACUAUUGAAGAGGUGUCGUACUUGUUCUGUGCUCUUGGAGAUGGUCACCUCUUUAGUUCUGUGUUGAACAUAAAUACAUGUGAACUAUCAGAUAGAAGCAGGGUCUCCUUGGGGACACAACCAAUCAGCCUCUAUAAAUUCUCAUCUCAUGAUAGAACUCAUGUGUUGGCUGCAUCAGAUAGGCCAACUAUCAUAUGCAGCAGUGACAAGAAGUUACUCUAUAGUUAUGUCAACUUGAAAGAAAUGAACCACGUGUGCCCUUUUAAUACAGUUAUUUUUUCCAGAAAGGUCCCUCCCUCCCUCAUCAUUGCGAUAGCUAAAGAAGCUGAACUUUCAAUUGGUGCAAUUAAUUACUCCAGAAAGCGUCAUAUCCACACAAUCCCCUUGAAUGAACAUGCACGCCGCAUCUGUCACCAGGAACAAUCUCAAACACUUGCACUCUGCAGUUUCAAGAACAAGUACAUGCAUGGAGUGAGCGAGACACAUUUUGUUCGUCUAUUAGACCAUCAGACUUUUGGGAUUUUAUCAACACAUACUCUUGAUGCUUUUGAAUGUGGUUGCUCAAUCAUCAGUUGUUCAUUUUCUGGUGAUGAUAAUUUCUACUAUUGUGUGGGAACAGCAUAUGUUUUGCCCAUGGAAGAUGAACCCACAAAGGGGCGGAUCCUGCUUUUUUUAGUUAAAGAAGGGAAGUUACAACUAAUCAAAGCGAAGGAAACCAAAGGAGCUGUUUAUUCGCUUAAAUCAUUCAAUGGGAAAUUAUUGGCUGCUAUUAAUCUGAAGAUCAGAUUGUACAAGUGGAUGCAGCGAAAUGAUAGGUCACGUGUACUACAAUUUGAGUGUGCCCAUGAUGGCCACGUAUUAUCUUUGUAUACUCAAACACGUGGUGAUUUCAUCUUGGUUGGAGACAUGAUGAGAUCAUUAUCGUUGCUGAUAUACAAGCACGAAGAAGGCAAGAUUGAAGAGGUGGCUAGGGAUUUAAACACAAACUGGAUGACUGCAGUUGAGAUGCUGGAUGAUGAUAUUUAUAUUGGUGCAGACAAUUGCUGUAACCUGUUUACCGUGUUCAAGUCCCCAUAUGGGUUCCUUGAGCCCGUUGGGGAGUACCAUCUGGGGGACGUGGUGAAUAGGUUGCAUCACGGUUCUCUGGUUAUGCACCACGCAGAUUCGGGGACAGGCCAGUUUCCUUCAGUCAUCUUUGGCACGGUCAAUGGCGCCAUCGGUGUGAUUGCCUCCCUUCCAUAUGACCUAUAUGCGUUCCUAGAGAAGCCGCAGUCCGUUCUUGUGAAUUUCGUCAAGGGUGUUGGUAACCUUAGCCAUGCAGAAUGGCGGUCAUUCUGUAACGCCAGGAGGACCAGUUCUGCCCGGAACUUCGUGGAUGGUGAUCUGAUUGAAUCUUUCUUCAGUCUGAGCCCAAGCCAGAUGGUGGAGGUUGCGUGCGCGAUGGGUGUCCCUCCGGUUGAGCUGUAUAAGCAAGUGCAGGAGUUGACCAAUCUACACUAGUAAUAAGUAAUAAGCAUAGCAACGUACAGUACUCUAGCUGCCUACCAUCAUGUAUAGCUCUAGUGAAUAUUCCUACUAUUAACUCGUUGCCAGCGUGGUACAGUAGAAUAGAUGCAUGCUAAAGGUGAUAUUUCCAGUUCUGGGCCCAACUUCAUGGCCGCUCAACUGCUGGUAACCCAGUGUUGUAGAUGCAGGUAACAGCCUUCGGUCUAAUUACUUCCUUUUUGCUUUAUUAUUGGAGAGAAAUUUGGUUGUAGCUAAGGAGAUUGUACAUUUGGUUACCCUUCUGAAGCAAAGUCAUACAGUUGUAAACAA